UCCGACUGAGAUGAUGAACAGAAUAUUUCAGAAAAUGUAGAAUUUCGUCCAGCACAGUACGCCGAAGAACUUUAUUGGCACCACGAUGUCCUCGAAAAAGAAAAACGCCGCUCAGAUGAAUGUUCGCACGCACCCCGCAAAUGCGGCUUUCCUCGCGCACUUUGAGGAAAAGGGGGCCGUCAGUUACGACGCCAAGAGAAACGUCCGGGGUGUGGUGAAGAGCUUGAAAGCCUACCCUCUCGCCUUGGAUACCAGCGUGCAAGCCCAGUGGCUGACGGGUGUGGGCAAGACCUUUUCUGCGGACUUCGAGCGGGUUCUGCACGAUAAAAAUAAAGCGACGGCCUCGUCCGCCAAGAUGAACAAUGGUGCCGCCGCAACUUCUACUUCCUCCGAUGGUGCUGCGGAGAGCGUCAAGCAGCUGCGAAAGUGGCGAACUAAAGUGAAGGCGCGGCUCACAAAGGCGCUCAAGAACGACCCCGAGCUGCUGCUGGGUCGCGCGAACGUUCAGGACCUCCAGCGACGCGUGGAAUCCGGGGAAAUUCAGCCGAACACGACCGGAGCAGGGGGCUCUUCUAAGAAGCGAAAUAUUAAAUCUACUGCGGUUCUUCGUCCUGGUCCCGACAGUCAGGUGUCCGGGGUCGUGCCCUCGGAGAAUGAGGAGGAUAAUGGUACGGAGGACGAAGAUAUCAAAUGUAAAAAUGUCUGGGUCUGGAAGAAUGCUAGUUUGUCAUGCUUGUCUGGCAUGACUCUUAAAUCUGUCAUGCACAUUACCAAAGAGCCCCACUUUUCUGUCAUGCAGAAACGUAGUUUGUCAUGCAGAAUAGGCAACACCUAGAAGCUCAGAAACUUGUCAUGCUGAGCCAGCAAUUGUGGCCUCCUCAUGAUACGCCACACAGCAUCACAAGUUUCCAGCAGACCCAGACACUUUUACAUUUGAUAGAAGACUUUAACUCGGAAGAGGAUGAGGCCGGAGAUACCUCCUCGUCUUCCGACGAUGGUGGAGGUUUCCUCGUCGCACCGCCGUUAUUAUCAAAUGCAAAAAUGUCUGGGUCUGAAAACUUGUGAUGCUGGGUGGCGUACCAUGAUGAGGCCGCAAGUGCUGGCCCAGCAUGACAAGUUUCUGCGCUUCUAGGUGUUGCCUAUUCUGCAUGACAAACUGCGUUCCUGCAUGACAGAAAAGUGGAGCGCUUGGGUAACGUGCAUGACAGAUUCAAGAGUCACGCCAGACAAGCAUGACAUCAAACAUCCAUUCUUCCAGACCCAGACACUUUUGCAUUUGAUAGUUAUUUGUUGAUAAAGCAGUAGACCACGACGACGGCCUUAAAAAUGUGGUCCAGCAAGAAGACGGUGUCGGUGUAGUUCCACUUGUUCCACCUCAACUCGAUGACAGAAAUCAGAACUACGUGGUGGGCCUUGCUGCAGCUGCCGCACGUGAGGAAGAGGACCUUCAAAGGGCCAUCAAGCUAUCACUCGCGGAAGAAGAGGAGCGGCGCAUUGGCAUUUCAUCCCAACUGGUACAACAAACUGACCCGCACUAUAAUUUCCGUUCAACAUCCGGGAGCUCAACGUCGAGUGUAGCUCUUGCUGCCCCGUCAUCCUCCUCGCAGUUUUAUGCGGCGGAACCACCGCCGUUGAAGCGAAUGCGAGUUGAAAGAAACGGAAAUGAUGGACCGACCGCAGGAGCCCCACCAGCCGCACCUGCUUCUGGAAGCACUGCUAGCUUGGUCGAACGGCUUCUGGCUCCGGUCGUAGUAAAAGGCCCUUUACGCGGGGGAGCGGCCCCUUCGGGGACCUCGUUCGAGCCUUCUGGUGCGGGUCUGACGAACUCUGCGGCCGCGUCAGGAACAGGAACGAGCGUGAGCAAAUUCAAAAGUGCGAAUCAUGCGAAUAAUGCCAACCAUGUCGUUGAUCAUACCGAUUUGCAGCCGCAGCGUUCUGCGUCCUCACAGUUCUCGCAGUUCAACUACAACACAACGGGCAAUGUUCAGUCGUUCGACACGACUGCAAGAAAUAGUACAUCGAACUCGCAGUUUGCAAUUGGAUUCAAGAAUACUGUAGCAUCUAGUAGUUCCUCCUCAUCUGGCUUCGCGUCGUCUUUCACCGGAGGUUUCGCAGGACCAGCAGCCUCUAGAAGUGGCAUUCCCGCGUUUUUUGGUGGUGGUCCUGCAUUUGGACAAAAGUCGCAAUUCUCUCCGGCCGUGCAGCCAGUGGGCAGCACUGGUGGUGCUUUCUCCGCAGCGGCGGGAUCUUCAUUCGGGCAGGUAAAUAACAACUUUCACAACUUCUCUCCAGCCGCGCCCGGAGCAAGCGGAGACGAGCAGAUGAUUCUCACUUCCCCCGUUCUGGAGCAGCACCAGCCACAACCUCCGACGUCGUCGUCUGGACCACAGGUGCAACUAGACGAGCCUGGUGGCCCAAAGAACACCGGUCGUGCUGUAUUCGGCUUCGUGCAUCAAGAUGAACAGCAACAGCAACACAAUAUUAACGCGUCGCCGGCACUCAACAACGGGUUCAUGAACAACGGGCAGAUGCAUAGUGGGAACAACUUUGGGCCGGGCUUCGGACAGCACCAGUCGAAUGACCGCGGACCACAGGGCUUUCCGCAGACGAGCUACAACUUUGCACCACACGGCUUUCCGCCCCAGACAUCAAGUUUUGGGCACCAGCGAGCGAUACCUAGUACCAGUGGGGCGCCAACAACUUCCAGUGCAGUUCAGCAACAACAGCAUCGGCAGCACGGAAGUGGAACAUUAAUAGGAGGAUAUCAAACUACGAAUCCGACCUCUCAUCCACAACUCCCAGGAGCGGAACUGUUCGUUCCAAAGCCACAGGUGGCACAACAGUUGGAGCGGCGUAUGUACACAGAGGACCACGCAGCUGACCCUGCGUCAUUUUCUAGUUUUCAGUCCGCCGAUCGUGAUAAAGCAGCAGGAGCACACGUGACCACGAGCCCUGAUGGUACGCCCAUGCUUCAAUCACCCGCUGCUCAGCUUCCUCUAACGUCCAUAUCAACUACAAAUAUGUCUGGGUCUGGAGGUAGAUGUACAAGGUCUGUCAUGCUUCUGCUUGUCUGGCAUGUGAUGUUAACUGUGAGCUCUGUAUUGCGAGGCCGGAAUGAGCUCCUCUCGCCUGGUGUCAUGCAAAAAUGAAAUUAGUUUCCCAUGUGGGAUACGCAACUCAGAACCACCACCACGGAAAAACUUGUCAUGCUUGGCAGCGCGGGAGUAGCAUUACAGUGUGCUCACCAUUCCCUUCCUUGCAUCACAAGUUUCCAGACCCAGAACACAUAUUUGCAAUGCAUAGUCCACGUCCACGACGGAAUUGAUUGCCCGUCUACGGGCCUCGCGACCACCACCACCAGGUACCGCAUCCGCAUCUUCCAAUCAGAACGCGCUGACGUUGCAACCUAUGAAUGACACAACUGGCGCAGUAGCUGUUGCAGCCGGUUCGAAGAUGCAGAUUUCCGGCUUUUCGAGUACGACCGCCGCCACCGCACCAGCGGCACCUACCGCGAAGCAGGCUGGGUUUACGACCUGCUCAAACGGUUACAAUCUCAAACGUUACAAGAGAAUACUGGCAAUCUUCUGUGAUUCAAGAACGAAAUGCAUGAUCUAUCCUACGUACUCCCACAGGAUUGCGCAUGACAAGUUGUGCUGGAAUCCAAAACCCUACUAGAAUCUGGCGAUAUUUGUAUUGCAGAAGGUGGAUGACGCGUGCUGUGCGAGUCUGUCAUGCUCGUGGUCAUGCAAUACAACAUCCAGACUCUUCUAUUGAAGCGCUUGAGAUUGUAACACCUGAGCGCGUCAUAGGGUUUUCCGCGACUUUUUCAUCGGCCUUCUUUUCCUCCGCGACGGCCUCCGGUUCUACCUUUGGAGGCAAAAAUCUUAUUAUAGCAUCGGAGACGAGUGUGACCACAGGAGUUCUUGGAGUUGCAAGAACAGCAGCUGCCUCUAGCUCUACUACCACGUCGCAGUUUGCGGGCAGCAGCGGAUUUGCUUUUGGUGCCAAGGUCGACAAGAGCUACAUCUCGGCUCCACCACCUCCCUCGGGAACUACAACUAGCCGCAAUUUUUCCCCAGCACAUCUAUCGUUGCAGGAGUCCAUCGCCUCAGCAGGAGCCGCUGCCGCUGGGAUAUCCCACGAAAAAAGUGUAUACAGUUUACACAUUUGUAGUGAGUUCAACAACACAAAUUUCUCUGCAUGAGAGAGAAAACUUGUAAUGCAGAAAUCCUACGGCAAAACACCUCUGAAACGAGGCUCCUAUGCAUAUCCGGCAUGACAGAGCUUGUCUGUCUUGCUUGGCCUGCAACACAAUGUGUAACUGUAACACUUUUUUGUUGCGAUAGGGGACAACGCGCUUCUACUUUCGCGGGUGCCGGAAGCCAGCGAACUCGCACCAGACUCUAGUGCUGCUUUCGGACACCCGCGAGCAGCGCGCUUUCAAGAGCACAUCUCUGAGCGACACGUCGGAGAUGCGCGCUUUGCCGCUGGGAGACAUGUGCUGGAUCUGGCGAGACGACGAGAUGAGCAAUAAAGCGACGGGAAGCCCCCGCGGCGGCGGCGCGAGCGAAAGCAACGAGUUGCUCGCGGGCUUUCUGCUGGAGCGCAAGUCCGUUCCGGAUUUGGAUUCCAGUAUCCGCGACGGGCGGUACAACGAACAGAAGCGGCGGUUUCUGAAAAUGCCGCAGGACCUCGUUCGCCUCUUUUACCUCGUCGAAUGCAGCAAAAGGUGCUUUUGGGAGAUGAAGGCCGGCGGCGCGAAAAAGUUCGGUUUCGACCGUGGCUUGCCGCAUUCGACCAUCUGCGCGGCCCUGGUGCACACGCAGUUUAUUUCCGGAAUCCGGGUUUGUCGGACGCAAAAUCCGGAGCACACCCACGCCCUACUUGAGAGCCUGACGACAAGCGUACAAAAACUCCAGGACCCCCGUGAGCAGCAAACAGGAUCUUCAUCUGCCGUAGCAAUUAAUCCCGUCGAGGCUCGCCACGUAGUUGGUACUGCGGUACCUAGUUCGUCUCCGAACAAAGAAAAAGAUCAUCAUAAAAUAACCGGCACCGAGGGCGGCGGGUACUACACCUACGAAGAGUUCGCGCGAACUGCGAAGAAGACCGCGGACCUGCAGACGCGGCAGAUUUUUGGGCGAAUGUUGCGCCACAUCGACCAGUGCGGGGAGGAGGCGGUGGAGCAGCUGGUACUAGAAUUCCGCUCGUGGCGCGACCUGAUAAGGCGCUUCCCGCACAAAACCGACGCAGAAUGGAUCAAAGUUUUGAAAGAAAAAAUGUUGGAAAAACAGCGGACAAAAGGGAAAUUUGACCCGGCCAAGAAGCCACGCUCGGUGAACAAGAACGUGCUCAGUCGGAUACGACUGUUUAUUGAACAGUAACCCAUGUGACGAGGUUCAGAUACUCGCAAUUCUAGACAGUAAUCGAUGUAUCCCGUUGGUCCUCGAGCAUGACCGUCAUUCAUGUACUAGGAUAUAUACGACUCCCGCCCCUCGUGAAGAAAUGUCGCCACUUGAUAUUCAAAUUUCUCCAAAAU
Messenger RNA from Amoebophrya sp. A120, 5536 nucleotides. The record is from the annotation of a GenBank genome assembly. NCBI's taxonomy places the organism in Eukaryota, Dinophyceae, Syndiniales, Amoebophryaceae.